Messenger RNA from Capronia epimyces CBS 606.96, 276 nucleotides. RefSeq lists its product as uncharacterized. Bases 1 to 276 code for a protein of 91 amino acids. The record is from RefSeq and is a predicted model, not a curated record. The transcript has a single exon. Lineage: Eukaryota; Fungi; Ascomycota; Eurotiomycetes; Chaetothyriales; Herpotrichiellaceae.
AUGAACUUCCCAGUUAACUCGCUACCAUAUAUCAAGGGUCUCAAGACCCCCGCUCGAGACUUUGCAGGAACGGUCCUGGCAGCUGGCCAAAGUACUGAGUUUCAGAAGGAUGAUGAAGUCUUUGGCAUCAGUAUGGCAUUCGAUGGCACCGGCUUCCUGGCCGAGGUUGCUCAUACUGAUGCUGGAAAGGCCGAAGCACCUUUCAUGGACGCAGCCCCGUCCGAGAAUAAAUCGGUAGUUCUCGGUGGCUCUUCGGAGGUCGUGCAUUAUACCUGA